GGCAGAGCAACAAACCCAUUUCCUCGAUUUCUACCGACAGGGAGACGAACGCCGAGAGCAAGACGUCCGUUCUGUUGGGUUCGAAACCGCAUACUUCCUUCGCAGCGCGGACUCGGACACUUGACCUGUUGAUUGCAUCCCAACCAUUUUCGACCGACCCAAUGGCUACCUAAUCUUUCAAGGCAGUCGUUUGGAAGAAAGAUUGCUCACUUAGCUUUUGCCUGGGAUAAUACCAGUGUCUGGAUCCGUCCGCUGCUUUCUUGGAUUGUCACAGCAUCAAGUCUGACCACAAUGGGGCCCUCAACUUCCGAAUACAUCUUCAUUCGAGCCUGUAUUACAUUUCUUCACUGGAUAGCUCCAUUGAGCAUCGCCCUCUCAGUCGCCACAUUCUGCUACAGACCCAGCAGGUCAGAAGGAUUCUCUCUGCAAGCCAUCCUCAUCAUCUGGGCCCUUCUGGAAACCGCUUUCUACGUUGUCGUUUUCCUUCCACUCAGACGGCAUCUCCAAAAACCUGCGUCGCAUCCUAAGCUCGUGCCUUAUGAACAACGGAGGCAAGAGUUCAUACGUUGCAUGGGAACCGUGCCUGACCUAGAUCAAUUCUUGUCGAAAUGGUUCAGGGACAGUCCGCUCUCAGAAAUCAAGAGGGAGAAUGUCAAGGAGUUUCUGCGAUGGGCGUUCCUAGACAUAGAUGAUAUUGACGAGACAUACGAGGAAGAAGUCGAGGAAUAUGUCCAGAUGAUAGAGAAAACCCACCAAAGAAAGUUUGAACCAGGGCGUGGCAACGCAAUGUGCAUUCGAUUGACCUUCGAUGAAGUCAACUUGUUGCAUCGGAGUCUUUUCUGGUACUUGUGUGUGUUUGUCGUUGACUGUUCGACCUCGGUGCGAUUGUUUUAUCACGGAUUUGACUACCAUCGCACGCCUCUUCGUCGCUUCUUCUCGGUGUUUCCUCUCAGACCGCAUAACGCUAUUGCACUGAGAAACUCGACCUCUGACAUCCUUACCUACUGGCAUCGGCCGCACAACUCCAAGACUAGGCUGCCCAUUGUCUUUGUCCAUGGUAUAGGGAUUGGUUUAUAUCCUUACAUGGACCUCCUCGGAGAGAUCAACAAAGACCUCAAGGGCACAGAUAGUGAUGACGAAAGUGUGGGGAUCAUCGCCAUUGAGAUCAUGCCCAUCAGCUUUAGAUUGACCGGACAAGCUUUGCUCAAGCAGGAAAUGUGCGCCGAAAUUGACAAAAUUCUGAAGCUGCAUGAGUGGGACAAAUUCGUGCUAAUAUCUCAUUCAUAUGGAUCCGUGGUAUCCACCCAUCUCCUACACACCCCGCAUAUCGCCGCAAAGAUUGGACCCAUCAUCCUCAUCGACCCGGUGACCUUUCUACUACAUCUCCCCGAUGUAGCGUUCAAUUUCCUGCACCGCAAACCUAGAGACUCCAACGAACAUCGCCUGCAAUAUUUCGCCUCCAACGACAUCGGUGUAGCUCACACUUUGUCGCGCCGUUUCUUUUGGAAGGAGAAUAUUGUGUGGAAGGAAGAUUUUGGUGAUCGACCGGUCACUGUCGUGUUGUGCGGAAAGGAUAUGAUCGUCAACACUGAGCAUAUUGGUGGUUAUCUCGCCGGAUCUGACGACGAACAUUACGAGAAAGGAGCGUGGAAGUCUCAAGCAUGGAAGGGAAAGGGAUUGGAUAUUCUAUGGUUUGAGAAACUCAAUCAUGCUGAGGUGUUUGAUCAGAGGACGACUAGAGUCAAGAUACUGAGAGUCAUCCGGGAGUAUUGUGUGAACCAAUAGAUUAGAAAUGCCACAAUGAAUCAUAUUCAAGGAACCUAG
Messenger RNA from Aureobasidium pullulans EXF-150, 1824 nucleotides. RefSeq lists its product as uncharacterized. Lineage: Eukaryota; Fungi; Ascomycota; Dothideomycetes; Dothideales; Saccotheciaceae. The record is from RefSeq and is a predicted model, not a curated record. Bases 292 to 1785 code for a protein of 497 amino acids. The transcript has 5 exons.